AUGGAUUCCCAAAAUGUUGGUGUGCUAAAACAUGCCUCGUUGAGAAAUUACCCGUUCUUGUAUGAGUUAUACCUGAAGGACAAUAACAUUAGGUCCAUUGAGCCGGGAUCUUUCCAUCAUCAGAAAGAUCUUGAACUACUGUGGCUUCAAGAUAACAAACUCAUUAACAUAAGUCGUGAAACUUUUGAGGGAUUGAAAACCCUGAACGAACUUCGUUUGGAUCAUAACAAGCUACAGAGGAUUUUCCAGGGAACAUUUUCAUACACACCACUCUUGAGAAAGCUCGAUCUUCGGAAUAACACAAUAAGUGUGCUCGAGGAAGGUGCAUUUGACGAAUUGGAUUAUUUAGAAAAUAUUUUGUUAAGUUUCAACUCUCUGACAACUAUUAACAAAGGUGUUUUUGGAAAUUUAAUGUCCUUAAAGACUCUGGAGCUGGCUUCGAAUGGAUUAAAGACAAUUGAUGGAAAUGCUUUCGAUUGCGCUCCGUUAGUCAAUAAACUAGUGUUGAAUGGAAACAAGCUCGAUAAAAUUCCCGCGAAAGUUAUAGCGAACCUUAAGUUUCUAGAGUUUCUUUAUGUCAACAACAAUCCACUAGAGUUAAUAGAAGCAGAUGCUUUCAAAGGGCUACGACGCCUGACCACAAUUGAAUUAAGUCACUGCAAAAUUUCUUCGAUUCAAAAUGGGUCUUUUGAUGACCUCGGACACCUUGAAGCGGUCCAUCUACGUAAUAACCCUUUAAACUGCAAUUGUCACUUGAGAUGGCUUCCGACAUGGUUGUCAAGGAGACCAGGAUUGACAUUUGAUGGCGCCAUUUGUCACGAGCCAAAUGACAUUUCCGGAACUGGUUUGAACUCGGCAAACCUUACAUCCUUUGUUUGCUCAUGCGCAGCGUGUAAAAUGGAUGCAAAUUGCAGCGGGGAACCAGUCAAUUGUUCCUGCCCAGACAACUGGGCGGGGUCAUCCUGCAGUGAUACCUGUCAGUCAGACAGCGGGGCUGUCGGUACGUGUCAAAACUUUGGCGGGAAAUGCUUUUGCGGAAGAAACAUAACUACCAAGCCGUUGUCAAGUGCCAUUUGUUCAUUCAACAUAACCUCAGCAAAGUGCAGCGAAGAUGGCGAAUUAAAAAAAAAUGGGUCUCGUUUAGAGUGUAAAUGUAACAUAGGAUUUGAAGGGAAUGGAAGUCACUGCACUGACAUAAAUGAGUGUAACACGGGGAAACAUUUCUGUCUAGAACAUUCAGUAUGCAUCAAUACGCAAGGAUCACACCGCUGUGAAUGCCAGGAGGGGUUUACAGAGGAAGUUGAAGGACUGUGCAUGGACGUAAAUGAAUGUUCGAGGCAAAAACCAUGUCGUGUCAACGCUACAUGCUACAACAGUCUAGGUAUGUGGUCAAUUUAGUGGAUAACUUCAUUUUACCAUUCAAGUCACUAGCUGAUUGAGUGUCAAUGUGAGUGAAGUGAAUGAGUCGAAAUGACGUCCGUACUUGCUUGUUACAAGUAAUCCAGGAUUGCCCUAAGUUUUUUUUCACUUCAUUCUGUAAUUGGCCUAGAAGACUUGCGCCAAGUUUUCAACCAAUCAGGUACAAAAAUAACUAGUAACUAAUUCCGAAUUGGUUGCUGGCUUUUUUCCCGCGCUUAGUUCAGUUUUCUUUACGUUGGGUUCUCAUUGGCUCCCUGUGACAUUUUCUUAAUUCUGAUUGCCCUUCUGAUUGGCUGACGUGAAAGCCUUGGCUAAGGUUUUAGGACACUGGAUCGACAAAUGCUUUUAUUGUUGAAAGAUCAAGCGGGCUGAUAAACGCUGAUUGACCCAUGAACCAAACUGUUCCUUGACCGAGUGUGAUAUAAUCCGAAAUUCGAUUUCUUCCGAAACUGUGAUGCCUAACUAAAGUCCUCGAUGUCUAAAAGCCAGGAACUGAAGCAGCUCUUAUUACGCCGGAUUCCAAGCAUCAAAUCUUCAUUAACACGAACGAAAACUAUUUCAGUGAUUAUUUAUUCCUAAAGGCCUAAAACUCCGACGGGAGUCGUUUAAGAUGAGAAAAUUAAAAGUUUUCCCUAAGUUACCGCUCAAAAAGGAAUUAAUCAUGAUUAUUACCGGUUUAAAAACUCAGCUCGACAACGUAGGAGCACAGUGACUGCAAAUGAAUACAAUUUUAUGAUCAGAUAAGGAAAAUGCAAUUCUUAUUAAAAUGUAAAUCACUCUAUUACGAUUGUUACCUUGCAAACAUCUCCUUCAUCGAAAGGUGCUAAAUACAUAAAUGUCACUAUUUUUUAUUUGAAGGAAUUGACAGCUAUGAACACAUACAGUUUUGCCCGAAGUGCGAAGAAAUAUGCGCCGGAAUAUUGUUCUUGAUAUUUACGUUUGCGUUUCUCGUUUCAUGGCUAUUGCGCAAAUUUUCACAUUGAUAUCCGUAGUAUCCGAGCUACGUUCUCACCAAGAAAGAGAAAAAAAAUAUUUGGACAAUCUCAAAGAUAGAUCUUAGAUUUUUUCCCUUCCCGGGAUUGAUUUGCGGGAGAAAUGAUCAAAAAAGGAGAAAUUGAGUAAAAUUUACAACAGUCAAUCUUUUUUUUUAAAAUAAAGAUUAUGGCUCGGUCCAUACAUUAAACCAAAAAUGUCCGUAUUACAUGGACUAUGCUCAACUUAUUGUAAUGGAGGGUGUGUCGAAACAAAUUAAUUUUCAUCAGGUUUAUUGGUUUUAUAGUUGGUUCCUUUAUUUGACAAGUUUUUACCAGGCUGUCACUGGUUUUCAGAGGCAAAAACAAUUCCACACUACAAUUUUAUUGACGUUUUUAUUAAAAUUUUCUAUCAAACCGACGGCUUGAUCUAACAUUGCGAAAUGAAGGUGAACAACUGAUUUUAAUGAAGAAAGCAGAUAUUACCUUUUCUUUCUUUGGUACUCGAAUAGUACAAAAAUUGAUCUAUUAUGGUUUAGUUGAUUGUGCGAGUGAGCAAGGUUUUAAGAGGUUGAAAGGCACACUACAUGACAGCUUGUUUCAAAAUUACAAUCCUUGGUUCAGAGGCUGUGCUGGAAAACAAUAUGAAUCAAAGCUACAUGACAUUCCAAAUAGCAUAUACAUCACAUUUUACUUUGGUGCGAUAUUGAACAGAAAAACCUCACCACAUCCCAAAGCAUCCACGAGUACUUAAAAUUCCAAGUUAAUCUUUUUAUUGAUUCUCUCCAGGCUGUUAAUCAUAAAUCCGUGUCAACUUGAUGAAACAUGGAAUCGUUUGAUGUCGUAGAAACCCUUUUUGUAUGAAAUGAUCGAUCGCAACAAAUACAAUUCUCUAGGUUUUACCACUUUUCACCCGAAAAACGUUUCUGGACAGCUUCAAAUUUUGAAAUUAAGUUUCGUCUCUAGAUCGCUUAGCCCAGCUCAUUUCGGCGAAAACACUGAACAACAUCUACCUUGCAUAAAACGGCUCAGAAUAACAGCUGAGGUGAAGAAUAUGAAUCAAGGAGGUAUCAUAAUACUUGCGUUUGUGGUUGUUAAUGAUUUUAUAGACUUGCUCGCUUGCUCCACCAACAGAAUAUAUUUAUAAUUACCUUAUGGAUUUAAUUAGUUUGAGAAAAUUAUCUUUAACUACCUUUUUUCAUUUGCGUAAAGGUUCAUAUACCUGCAUAUGCCACGCGGGCUUCGUUGGGGAUUCCUGUAUGCCAGAACCAGAAAAGCCGACAGAUCUCAAAAUAACAGUCAUUUCUAGUACAGAGGCUUCCGUGUCAUGGACUGCUGUGGAUAUUUCUAAAACAAAGCUAAUUAAAGUGGAAUAUAAACGAUUUGGGAUUCGUGGCGAGGACUGGGAGGUUAUAAACCUGCAACCAAACGAAACAAGAGCAACUUUGAGAGAGCUGACACCUCAUGCAAACUAUUUGGUUCGUGUAGGUAUGACGGUCUUGUUGAUUUAGAACACUCAGCCUCCAUUACCACUCGAUUAGGCAAUCUGUAAGUACUAAAGAACCAUAAAAUCUUCAUUAUUUAGUGUUCAAAGUAUGGCAGAACUUUCCGAGCCCACAUUGUAUUUAUCAGCCACGAUCGAAUAUUCAACAAGUGAACGUCCUUUGAAGUUUUUUAAAAUCGCCGUCGACAACAAACGAAAACAAACGAACCACAACAACAGAAGUUUGGUGACAGUUUUUAAUGAGAAUGUCUCUGAUGUUUCGUUAAUUACUAGGAUCUGAAAGCGUGUGUGAGGUCAAUAUGCACUGUUUGAUGAUUUCCCUCACUCCUGUCACUUUUCUACUGUACAGAUUGAUAGACCUGCUGGGGCGUAUGUAUAUCGAUUAGUCCUGAGAUUUUAAGUGUUGUGAUCCCUGCGAUAAUUUUUAUUUCAUAUAGUUAAUAAUUCUUUAGGGAAAUAGUCACUGUGAUAAUGGUGAUGAUGAUGAUGAUGGUAAUGGCAAUAAUGCUGAUGACGAUUUCUGUCUUUUUUGUUUUUGUCUAGGUGCUAUUUCUUUUUUUAACACAAGCAAUUACAGCGAGAAGAACCUAUUCACAACUCUCGUAGCGAACACCCGGGGAACACAUCCGACAACAGACUCCCACUCCGACGGAGGUUUUCAAAACAGCUUGGUGAUCGUUGUGGCGCUCGCAGUGAGUUUAUUUGUGCUAAUAAUCAUCGCAGUGUUACUCGUCUACUUAAUGCGAAGGAAGAAGAAGCCCAAAAAGGGGAGCAAUCCACAAUAUGUCCCUGGACUGGAGGACUUGAUUGAGAUGAGAACCCGUACUCAGAGUGGUGGAGCUGAUCACAGAGGAAACAGAGAUCAUUUGGAGUUAGGUAAAGCAAUCAAUCCGUUGGUAUCUGGUGGAAUUCGAAGAGCCUUCUUAUUCAUGCGACUCGUAACCAUAUUUGUUUAUUGAAAGAACGUGGUUACAUGGAAAAGGACUGUAACUUAUAAAUGUUUAUUUGGAAGCAUCAGUAUGGCCGAAUUUUAUUUCAUAUAAACACUUGCAUUGUCUGAUGUUAGACGACGAGCCAAACUCAUUGAUUAGAGCUUCAUAGUGGCAACGCAAACAUAAACGCAUAAUGGACCUAUUUAAUGACUCAAUCGUAAAUCUUUCUUUUUUUAAUAAUAGUUCUAUUCCGACCUAAAUUAUGUCUUUCAUAUUUUGUUACUCCUCAGGCGGUAAUCUGCAUUCGUUCUUAAGCGGUACAGUCGAUCACACUGAUGAAUGGGAAAUUGAGCGAGACCGUCUUCUAACUGGUCAAAAACUCGGAGAAGGCCAGUUUGGUUUGGUGUUGGAGGGUACACUUAUGACUGGUGAGUACAUGGAGUGAAAGUCCAUUUAGUGUCGUAAGCCUAAAACAAAGUUUUUACAGCUUCUGGUGGAAACGAUAAAAAAAAAAAAUGUCACAAGUGGUGUGAAGUAUCAAGUCAAAAACUAUUUUACUGAUUUUUUUAUAUUUAAUACUUAUUUAAUACCUAAAUUCAAACUGUAGAGUUAUUUGCAUGGGUUAGGCUAUCGCAAUGAGUCUUCUGAUUGUGACUGUUUUUCUAACUUUCAUCAGUACACGUGCUAAGUUUGUCUACUGACGCUGCCUCGCGCUUACACUAACGUUCUUGUGUUUGGCGGUGGCCGUCAAAGAUUAAUUGUUUGACUGGAAGCAUUAAGCCCCUUUGUUGUUUAUUUGUUAGCUUUUUGUAAAAUUGUUUGGGUUCUCGCUCUGGCAACAAAUGUUUAAUGAUUUCUAAAUGACUUGGCAGGUAAGCCCAGACGCGCCUACCAAUAGUGAAUAUAAAAGCACCCAACUCAUAGUAUGACUUUGGAAACUAAUUUCGAUUUUGGACAAGCCUAACACAUAAGAGAUUACGGUUCGAUUUUAGACACUUGUGUCCGAUUUUGGUCACUGGUGUCCAAUUUUAGACACAAGCGUCCGAUUUUUGGACACCAGUGUCCGAUUUUUUUCACUAAUGUCCGAUUUUAGACAUUAUUGUCCGAUUUUAAGUGCUAGAGUGCUACUUUGGAUGAUAGUGACGAUUUUGGACACUUGUGCCCAAUUAUCCAGUAUUAUACACUAGAGACCAAUUUUGGAUGAUAGUGUCCGAUUAUCCGCUUGUAGAAACUCGUGUCUAAUUUUACACACUAGUGUCCAAUUUUGGACAGUAAUAUCUGAAUUCGGACACUAAGGUGCCUUUGUGAACGCUAUUGUCUUAGCAGUAGAAGGUUAGUUCUGAUGUCGAACCGCACUGUUUUAUUUAUUGAUGCUACUGGACCCUGUAGAGAUGACUGCACAGCAAAAACUGAUGGGGGAAAUAUUAAUUUUAAUUUUUUCCCCGACUUAGGUUGGGAUAGUUGGAGUGUGCCUCAGACACACUGUGUUUGUGAUUUGCUGUUGAAAAUAAGUUUGAGGUCUUAAUUUUUCCUUUACUGUUACAGAUGACGGCCCCAUAAAGGUUGCAGUGAAAACCAUUAAAGAACACGCUGAUCGCUUUGAUUACAAGGAUCUACUCCUGGAAAUGGAUAUGAUGAAAGAGAUUGGACAACACCCACAUGUCGUCAGCCUAAUUGGCACAUGCACCACACCAGGACCGCUGUACAUAAUAACCGAGUAUGUUUCAGGUGGAAACUUACUUGAUUACCUGCGUUCCAGCCGUCCAGCGGAUGAGACCUACGUGAAUAUCAUCUCCACGCUGAGUUCACGUGAUCUUCUUAAGAUUGCGUUGGACUGUGCUCGAGGAAUGAAUCACAUUGCUCUGAAGAAAUUUGUCCAUCGAGAUCUUGCCGCUAGAAAUGUUCUCCUCACCGCUGAACAUGAAGCGAAAGUGGCAGACUUUGGACUUGCGCGUGAUGUUUAUGGCGAUGGGCAGUACGUUAAGACUGGAGUGGGGCGUGUCCCUAUAAAAUGGAUGGCCCCCGAAUCCAUUCAAGAUCAGAUCUACACUACCCGUUCGGAUGUCUGGUCUUUUGGGGUCCUCCUAUGGGAGAUUGUUACCAUCGGGGCUUCCCCGUAUCCCUGUGUUCCGGUGAAUCUUCUCCUAACGAAACUCCUAUGCGGCUAUCGUAUGUCUAAGCCAGCACACUGCUCUGACGAACUCUACGGAUUGAUGAAAACUUGCUGGCGCUUGGAUCCCGAAGAAAGACCGACAUUUCCCGAAAUUUGCGGCACCUUGUCGGAGAUGCUGUCCGAAUCGGCGAGGUCUUACGUCAAUAUCACUGUCAGUGAGGAACAAAUGGGGUCUGGGGUAGAGUUUAGCGACGACACCAAUGAGCAGACGACCUCUGUUUAAUUUCUGUUUCAUCAAAUUUUUUUUGCGCGUGAGUUUAGUGAUGCCGCUACUAAGCAGACGACCCCUCAGAUUUUCUUGUGCGCGAAAGUUGGAUGUUAAAAACAUAAGCGAAAGUGUUAUUAAUGUAUAAGAUUAAUGUAAAAUAACACUUGCAUUGUUGCAUACUUUAGAAACCUAUAGUAACAGUUCGGCGAGCUUUCGUUUUCUUUUUUAAUUUACCUUACUCGCCCUUGUUCCAAAUUCCUGUCCCAGAUUUUGUUUGCGAAGUAUGGAGCAUUUGUGAAUAGCUGAAACCAAGAGAUUAUAAUAUCUUGCUGUAUAACAUGAAUAUUGAAUUCGAUUUAAAAAUAAUUUGAUUUUAAACGAUGAAAGUCCAGAGCCUCUAGAAACGGAAAAUGCUCACAAAGAGAUAAAACUUGAAUCAUGGAUCUUACUAAUACACGUGCGUUAGAUGUGCCAUGGC
Molecule: messenger RNA, 7685 nt
Organism: Pocillopora meandrina
Lineage: Eukaryota; Metazoa; Cnidaria; Anthozoa; Scleractinia; Pocilloporidae
Source: the annotation of a GenBank genome assembly